This is a messenger RNA of Fulvia fulva, 1374 nucleotides long. RefSeq lists its product as uncharacterized. The record is from RefSeq and is a predicted model, not a curated record. The transcript is spliced from 2 exons. Lineage: Eukaryota; Fungi; Ascomycota; Dothideomycetes; Mycosphaerellales; Mycosphaerellaceae. Bases 1 to 1374 code for a protein of 457 amino acids.
AUGGCUACUGCUGAGGUUGCGAGCAGACCUGCUGACCACCCAAUCAAGAAGAAGCCAUUCGCGAACUUCAUCCGCAAGCUAGGCAUCAAGACCAACGACUCCGACAAGGCAAAGAGCAAAAAGGCGAAUGGCAAGAAGAGCGUGAAGAACAACCCAUAUCCCGAGUCAGGACACCUGGCAGUGCAGCAGCAGGCGAGCCAGCCGUCCUUUGGCGAGUCGCAACAACACACCUACAGCAGCUCGUUCGCAUCACUCCCUGCUAGUAACGGGCAAGAGCAUGGCAACAGCAACAAGAGCGGCGCACCCACGCUUGCCACCAAUCCUGAGACCGUCAAUAGCGAUGGCGGUAACAGCAGGGCCGCAACGAAUACCACAGGUGCUGGCGCGCUGAGCAGCAUGGAUGGCCAAGGCGCAAACAGCACUUUCAGCUCUCCAAAUCAGAGCAACCACUCUCUCGCUACCACACUCACCACAAUCCAGUCACAGGCCAAUGCUGCAGGCGCACCAAAUGCCGCUUCUGGCAGCAAUUACUCGCACAAUAAUCAGAGCCAGGGCAUGGGCACCUCGUUCAGCCAUCAAUACCCCGUGUCACCAUCAGCGAACUCCGCUUUGACCGGCACCGCUUCAGCCAUCCCUCGACAUCUUACCACCGAUGCCAACACACCAGCCACUUACAACUCAGCCACAGCGAACAAUCUGCUGAGCGACAACGCGAGCAUUUUGACCUUGGCAUCCUCCUCCAAGCGACGCAGACGCAGCAUGGACACAGACGCCUCAGUACGAGCCAUGGCACCCCAAUCCGUCUUCGGCGGCAGCCGCGAGUCCCUUCCCCUCAGCGUCCUCAGCGGCACCAUCACCAGCCCCGACGCUCCGCGCCAGUCCUACUCCCACGGCGUCUAUGGCUCCGCCGCAGCCGAGCGUGCCUCCGUCUACUCCUCCGCAGGCCUUCGCGAGAACAUGGUCUCCCCAGUACCACCAGGCUCCGAGCGCAACUCCUACUACGCCAAGCAAUCUGAUGCCAAAUCCCUCCGCUCUGUCAACAACCUCAAGGACGAUGCUCGCUCUAUCACGGGCAUCUAUCCUCGCUCGGAACUCGAUAACCGCUCCUUGAACACUACCGGCGAUGUCGCCAGUCUGAGGAGCUUUGAGGCGAAUAGCGGUUUCCAACACGCCCGGAAUGGUAGUAUCCCCGGAAGUAUUGGGAAUUUCACUUCGCCACCGAGCUUAUUGAGGCAGGCUAGUACAAGCGGUGCUACGGCGCUUAGUAUGGGAAGGACAGAUAGUGAUUGGCGUGAAGGCGAUGACGAAGAGCCGACUGCUGUUGAUGUGGAAGAGCAUCAGGAUGGUGGUGAGGAUGUGAAGAAGCAUGGUUAG